UUUCGGCACCGCGGCUCAUUGACGCUCGACCGAGGAACAUAAACACAGGGUGGCGUGUUUCCUGGUGGUACCUCGUACGAUUCACAUCCCGGAGAGAGUACUAGAUUUGCUGAAAUGUACUUAGUGACAUGAGUGCGAGGAACAUAACAGGCUAGUGGAGCAGGAGGUGACGGUAGUGGAAGGCGGAGAAUAUCGUCAGGAACCAUGGAGCUGUUCUACUCAGUGUCUGAAAAACGCUCCCUCGAUGAUACUCAGCAAACAUCACUGUACAGUGAUGGAGGUGCAUGUGCUGUCUCCUCCAAGAGUGUGGUGGCCUUCACACGAAUGACCACAAGGCAGGACAGCUUCCGCCAUCGCAUUCCAGUAUGUACAGUGUGUGUUGCGGAUUUAAACUCUCCAAAUGAGCCUCAUGUAAUAAUGGAGUCGGUGAGCAAGGUGAUCUUCCUAACAUUCAGCAGUGAUGGUUCCCAGCUGCUGGUUGUGUUAAGCAUGGGUCGUGUCCACCUCUUCACCAAGGGAGCCGGCCUCCACCAGUGGACCUCAUCUCACACCUGUGACUGGGAUGGAGAAGACAUAUUACACAUCAACUUCUUCCAUGGGGGAAUCAGGGCAUGUGUCCAAUCAGGAGAUGUAAAUGUUCAUGCUUCAUACACAGAGAAGUUCAUAGCUCAGCCUCACAAGCCAACACUGGUGGAUCAUGGACAGUGCGCAAUGAAUGGCUUUUUUGCUGUCUCAGCCUCAGGUUUGUUGCUAGUGUGUGUUUUAACACAUGAAGGUGCUAUCUUCACUGAAAAGAAGAUUGUGCUUGGAAAUACCCGGGACAACUUUUCUGUUGCCACUGCUGCUUUGGCUCCAACUGGACAUAUCCAUGUAGCCACUUGGAAGCCUGAAAUGAUCAAGUGUUGGCGAGCAGAACUCAAGAUGCUAGAUCAGGCCAAAGGAAGCAAAGGUGACAUCACAGUAACCAUUCAGGCAGCCCAGUCAUUCUGCCCUGCCCUGUCCAAUACCACUUGGCACACAUCUACAAAGAGUGAAGGACUUGUGCAAGUAACAUGCCUACGCUACACUGAGCUGGAAGACCCCACCAGCCUGCUGGUGGCACUCACUGUGGAGAAGCAAGUCAAGGCCUCACCUUCACAACAGUCCAGCACUCCUCCAACCUUGGGCGCAAUGUCUCACCUUGUACGGAGGUAUCAGCUUCAGGAUCAGCAGCGUCCCUUACUGAAGCCCUUCAAACCCAUGGCAGACACAGUUGGAAUUGCAACAAAGGAGUGGUUUUGCAUGGGGGAAUGGGCAUCCAGCAGUCCAAUAGUGACCCUCAGCACUGCAACCAGACACCUACUACCAGGCUCAGCUGCUGCCCACCUCCCCUUCAUCAUUACUGCAGCUACAGCAGAUGCCUACAUCUGUGCCAUAAACAGAGAUAACAUGCAGCAGUUAAGCAGCCACAAUUUGCUGAAUGUCAGAGGCGGGAAUGAAGAUGCUCCAGUAAGCAAACGUGUGGCGAGUGAGAGGCAAGUGGUCUCCCUCACUCACACCUGGAGUGGCCUGUCGCUUCUUGCCCUGGAUUCAAUGGGUAGCCUGCACUUUAUAACAUUGAUCCGUCCUGCAGAUAUUGGUCCACAGUGGGCAAUAUCACUGAUUUUGCUGCUAGAAUUUGCAUUGGUCAGUGGCAGUGACUGGUGGGACCUGUUAGUGUCCACACCACACUCGUCCAUCCUCAUGCUGACUGAUAAACUGUCUGACACCUUCCAGCAGCACUCCACUCCCAUCACACAGCAUCUCCAUAUACGAUUCCUUAUCAUGAAAACAUCCAUGCUGAGGCUCUUAGGUAGUCAGCAACAAAAGGCAAUAGAAUCCAGAAUACAAGCUCAGUUGACAGCCACGCAGCAGCUCUUCAGAACUCUUCGCCCAGUGACAGGGGAUGUUGCCACCGCUGAGAGGAAUAUAAGUGUGUCCAUCCAGAAUUACUUGGAGAGCCGUGCAUCGCUUGACAUCCUUGACAUAGAGAAGUCUCUUGACCAGCUGUGCAGUUCAAUGAAUGUCAAAGACUGCCAGGUGGACCCAGGACAGCUGCAGAACCUUCAGCCUCUCAUUCAAUUUGCAGCAGAUCUUGCAUUGUUUAUUCUCUUCAUGUUGGCACAGAAUAGCAAGUUUGAGUUGGCUCGUGAUCCAAAAAUAGUCCAGAGCUUACGAGAACUCCUAUUUGUUGCAAGACUGUGGUACCGGCAAAACAAGUUAGUCCUCCCUCAAAUGUUUCGCAAGACACAGUCAGUAGAUGUCUGGGCUCAAAUUUAUAAGCUACUGACAAGAGUGGCUCAGAUUUUACCAGGAGAACCAGACUCUACCUUGAUAGAUGAGUGUGUGUUGCUAGAGACCCAAGUUAUGUGUCAGGAACUGCCUCUGCAUGUUCCCCCAAGAGGUGUUCUGGCUGAUAUGGCAUCUUCAGCCUCAACACCAUUACAAUAUGAAUUUGUUAAUGGAGAGUCAAACAAUGUGAACACCUCUGGAGCUCAGCCUCGCAUCUUGGAGGGAGCCCUGCCCCCCCUGCCAUUGCUGGAUCCUCUUCAUUACCGCUACAUUGCUCCCCAGGAGCCAAAAUUCAACUGCACACGGUGCUGUAGUGUGAGAGCCAGCUGGUGGGGAGAUUCUGAAAGUGUGUGGGAUCAUCACUGGGCUUCAAAUUGCAUCUGCUCAGGACACUGGGCUCAGCCACCAACCUCCCCUCCUAAAGCUGCUUGAACACACUCAGUCCUACAUUAUUUUAAGUCUAAAUGUAACACAAAAGCCUGCUUUUUUUUUUUUUUUUUUUUUUUUUUUUUUUUUUUUUUUUUUUUUUUUAUAGCCUUUAUUAUAUUACAGUUGAUUUUUCAAAGUACUUCUCUCUCUCUCUCUCUCUCUCUCUCUCUCUCUCUCUCUCUCUCUCUCUCUCUCUCUCUCUCUCUCUCUCUCUCUCUCUCUCUCUCUCUCUCUCUCU
Messenger RNA from Scylla paramamosain (green mud crab), 2977 nucleotides. It is a transcript of the gene MED16, whose product is annotated as mediator of RNA polymerase II transcription subunit 16-like. The record is from RefSeq and is a predicted model, not a curated record. Gene Ontology annotation, biological process: positive regulation of DNA-templated transcription. The coding region runs from base 205 to 2742 and encodes 845 amino acids. Lineage: Eukaryota; Metazoa; Arthropoda; Malacostraca; Decapoda; Portunidae. The transcript has 17 exons. Gene Ontology annotation, cellular component: mediator complex.